Messenger RNA from Hirundo rustica (Barn swallow), 3372 nucleotides. RefSeq names its product glycine receptor subunit alpha-4. Gene Ontology annotation, biological process: signal transduction; nervous system process; chemical synaptic transmission. Gene Ontology annotation, cellular component: neuron projection; plasma membrane; synapse. The transcript has 10 exons. Lineage: Eukaryota; Metazoa; Chordata; Aves; Passeriformes; Hirundinidae. Gene Ontology annotation, molecular function: glycine binding; transmembrane signaling receptor activity; chloride channel activity. The record is from RefSeq and is a predicted model, not a curated record. Bases 22 to 1515 code for a protein of 497 amino acids.
GGGGCUGCGGGCUGCGGCGGGAUGGGAGCGCUCCGGGCCGGUGCCCUCGCCUUCCUCCUCCUCCUCCUCGUCGUCGGCUGCCUCCUGCCCCGGCGCGGCCCGCUCAGGCUGGUCUCAGGGCGGGAGGAGGUUAAAGCUGGCUCCCGAAGCUCACCCCAGCCCAUGUCCCCCUCUGAUUUCCUGGACAAGCUUAUGGGACGAACCUCAGGCUACGACGCCCGCAUUCGACCCAACUUCAAAGGUCCACCCGUCAACGUGACGUGCAACAUCUUCAUCAACAGCUUUGGCUCCGUGACCGAGACCACCAUGGACUACCGUGUGAACGUGUUCCUGCGGCAGCAGUGGAACGAUCCCCGCCUGGCUUACCGCGAGUACCCCGACGACUCCCUCGACCUCGACCCCUCCAUGCUCGACUCCAUCUGGAAGCCAGACUUGUUCUUCGCCAACGAGAAAGGGGCCAAUUUCCACGAGGUCACCACCGACAACAAGCUCCUGCGCAUCUUCAAGAACGGCAACGUGCUCUACAGCAUUAGGCUGACACUGAUACUGUCCUGCCCCAUGGACCUCAAGAACUUCCCCAUGGACAUCCAGACUUGCACCAUGCAGCUGGAGAGUUUUGGCUACACCAUGAACGACCUCAUCUUCGAGUGGCUGGAGGAGCAGGAGGCCGUGCAGGUGGCAGAGGGCUUGACACUCCCACAGUUCAUCCUCAGGGAUGAGAAGGACCUGGGCUAUUGCACCAAGUACUACAACACAGGCAAGUUCACCUGCAUCGAGGUGAAGUUCCACCUGGAGAGGCAGAUGGGUUACUACCUGAUCCAGAUGUACAUCCCCAGCCUGCUCAUCGUCAUCCUCUCCUGGGUCUCCUUCUGGAUCAACAUGGACGCGGCGCCAGCCCGGGUGGGCUUGGGCAUCACCACGGUGCUCACCAUGACCACGCAGAGCGCCGGCUCCCGGGCCUCCCUGCCCAAGGUGUCCUACGUGAAGGCCAUUGACAUCUGGAUGGCCGUGUGCCUGCUCUUCGUCUUCGCCGCCCUGCUGGAGUACGCGGCCGUCAACUUUGUGUCCCGCCAGCACAAGGAGUUCGUGCGCUUGCGCCGCCGCCAGCGACGGCAGAGGAUGGGCCUGAGCAGCGGCACGGCCAGCCUGGAGUCCCUGCGGCAGCUGAGCAGCCGGCACGGCAGCGAGCACACCUACGCGACGCUCUCGCAGCUCUCCAGCUCCCGGGAGGAAGAGCUCAGCCGUGAGAGCCGCUUCUACCUGCGAGGCUACGGGCUGGGCCAGUGCCUGCAGCCCAAGGAGGGAGCCGGGGAGGGCCCCGGGGUGUACAGCCCCCCGACAGCCAGCGCCGUGCUGCGGGAGGGGGAGAGCCUCCGCAGGCGCUACAUCGACCGGGCCAAGCGUAUCGACACCAUCUCCCGAGCCGUCUUCCCCUUCACCUUCCUGGUCUUCAACAUCUUCUACUGGGUGGUUUACAAAGUGCUGCGCUCAGAGGACAUCCACUUGGUGCCCUGAGGCUGGGAAAGUGUGACUGCCUCUCUUGGUGUGACCAGAACUAUGUUUCCCUCUGUCCCAGAGUGGUGGCACAGCUGGGCUGGGCCUCAGAACCCAGAUGUGUGGCAGCCCCCGUGGCCCACUGGAUUCGGUGGCACGAAGCUGGGGGAUCAACAAUCACAGGUCCCCAUGGUCAGCUGGAGAGAGGGACCCCUCCUGCUCCCUGCAUGGUGUCACCCCCAGGUACCCCGGGAUGUGCUGUCAGGGCACAGGGAAACAACUGCUCCCCAGGAAUGCCGUGCUGCUGGGGGAAGCCCCAAGUAUCCAGGGAGAGCCCCGGGUACUUUGGCACAGCCAGCGGCCAGAAAACAUCACCUUCCAGAAAAAUACCUUCCCCCUCUCCACACCUACCACGUUAGGCUGCUGCUUCUCCCGCCUGCACCACCGAGCUGCAGGCCCUGAGCAGCCAGGGAUUAGGACACAAUCCUCUCCUCUGGCCUGGAGCUUGGUUGCAGGAAAGAGCAGGCAGCACCCCUGCCUGCACCUGGGCUGUACGGGGUGCUGGCCCCAGAGCCCCCUGCCCCUCUGCCCCAGCCAGCUCCAAUGCACAGCGAAGCAGCAGCUCGGGGAUGCCGCCCUCCCUGCAGAGCUCAGAACUGCCCGUGGUGCCCAGGGCUGCAGGCAGGACUGUGGCAGGGACAGCAGGGAGGAGGAUCCAAGGAAAUGCCAGCCCUGAGGCAGGCAGCAGGCAAGCUCAAUCCUACUGAAGGCCACUGCAGUUGCAGAUGGGAGUCACUCGGCACUGGGGAGAUGGCAACUGCAUUAUCAGCAGCGUGGGACCCCACAGCCCGUCUUUCAAGGGAGAUUUUUCGGGAUGAAAGCAGUGGGGAAAGCUUGGCCAAUCUUUUUGGAGGAGCAGAAUGAGAGGUGGCAUCCCCAGACCGCUGCGUUCCCGCAGCACCGCGGUGCCAGAAGAGAGAUGGAGGUGAAAAAUGCCCCAUUCCCCAGCCCAGCAUCCGGGUGCAGCAUCCCCUGGUUCAUCCAUAAUACUCCUCCACGGGAGAGGAGAGCUACUGGAACCCUGGCAGGACAAGCUCAGCAAGGCUUCCAGCCCUCCAGACCUGGAUACCCUCCAUGCUUUGCAGGAAAUAAAAGCAGCAGGUGAUGUUUAAGCCCUCCAGAGAGGAGUGUGGUGAUGCUCUCCUUUCCCUCUGCCCACAGUCAGGCUGGAGGAGGUUGCAGCCCAGCAGGCCCCAUGGCCAUGGGUGCAGGAGAGGGUUCAGAGUCUUCCAGGGCAGGAUGGAAAUAGGAUUCAAACCUUUUCUCAAAGAAAGUGCUCCCAUGGCCGUGGCAGAAUGGAGGGCAGGGGGGACAUGGGCAGGAGGCCAGCACUGUCUUCUGAAACCAGACCCAGGCAGAAACCCCAGCUGUGAUCCCUGGCCUGGCUCCUCAGGCACCACUCAUCACCCUCUUCCUCGCGGGACUGACCAGCAGCAUCCUCCAGAGCCCCUCUGAGCCCCCCGAGCCCCACAGAGCGCUCAGCCACGCGCACCCCUUUCACAGAUGGGGCAAGCAGAGAGCUGGCCCCCGAGCCACCCCAUGAGGGGACUGAGGGACCCCCAAGGACAGGCUGAGCCAGCUCCAUCCCAUCGCCAGCAGUGUGCAUGCCUCCCCUGCCGUGGGGCUCCCCAUGGGGCCCUGCCCUGUGUCUCCAGGCCAGUCUUGCUUUUGGGGGGGCCCCAUUUGGAGGCACCCAGCACCCAAACAGGGAGGUACCAGUGUCUGAGCAGCACCCACAGGCACUGGGCGGCCGCGCCAACCUCCAGCAGCGGUGGGUUUUUAAUUUAAACAGCAUCGAUCUUCCUACGCAAAUAAAGC